GUUAACCUGUACUCGAGACAGGAAGUGAAAAGCUUCGUUCUUUUGUAAACAGCACGGCUUGGGAAAGUUAACUCGCGCUAAGUAACAAGUAUGACCGGAGAGACAGAAAAACCAUAAUGUCCAUCGAAAGGAUGACAAAUACCUCGCGUGACUGCUGACGGGGGCUGAGAAAAAGCAAAAUUUCCGCGCGCGCGACUUAGUAGCUCGAGCAAACAAACCGACAACAGGCGUCUCGCGCUGUUGCUUUGGCUGUGUGUGCGUGCGCGCGCUCGCUCGCUCGAGAGACAGACAGCAGUAAACUAAUGCUAGCCAAGUUGAGUGAUUAAACUCGCUAAGAUACAUAACGCGGUUUGGGCGACGAUUACAUGUUAAAUGUUAGCGUUAAAACUUCGGACGUGUCUGAUAAAGAGGAGUCCGAGUUUCGAAUAAGAAAGGUUUUCGCUCAUUUUAGGGUUUGGCUUUCAAAUUUCCCUCCGUUUUGUUGAGUCGGGGGAGUCUGAGCUAAUAGGGCGGCGGGCUAACGCGUUCAGGCCGCAAGGGACAGCAACAAAUCCCGUGUAACCUUUAGUUUUGUGUCGUUGAAGUAGUUUGUAAUUUCGUGAACUUUCCGGAGCCUUGGAUACUUAAUUUGUCUCGGAUUAGGGUCAAUCAUGGAUCCUCCUAACUCUGGAAAUUCAGCAUCUGCUCCCGCCGCCGCCGCCGGUGCUUCUUCGAAAAGCGGAAAAGACAAAAAACCGAAGAAGGGCUACGAUGAAGGAGAGGGGAAAAAGAAAUUUACCUUCAAACGACUCAUUCCCGAUGAGCUGGAGCGGUUCACAAGCAUGCGAAUAAAGAAGGAGAAAGAGAAGUCAGGCCCGGCAAGCCAGAGACACUCCUCUGCUGUGCUGUACGAAGUCCCAUCCCAGUCUGGCAUGCUGCAGGACCACAGUGAUGACUACAUCCUGGAGCUCUUUGAGCAGAUGCUGGUGGACAUGAAUCUCAAUGAGGAGAAGCAGGUGCCGCUGAGACAGAAGGACAUUUCCAUAAAGCGAGAGAUGGUCUCUCAGUACCUACACACAUCUACAGCUGGCCAGAGCCAGAAAGAGAGUUCCAGGUCUGCUGUGAUGUAUAUCCAGGAGUUGAGAACUGAACCCCGAGACGCACAGUUGCUGAGCUGCCUCGAGUCUCUACGCAUCUCCCUUAAUAACAACCCUGUCAGCUGGGUGCAGACGUUUGGAGAGGAGGGUUUGUUUUUGCUGCUCGCCUUCCUCAAGAAACUCCAGGAUGAGAGAGAAGAGUACCCGAACUCUGGUGUUGGAGUAAAGUGCCAACAUGAGAUCAUCCGCUGCCUCAAAGCCUUUAUGAACAACAAGUACGGUUUGAAAGCCAUGUUGACAUCAGCUGAUGGGAUACCGCUCCUGGUCCGAGCCAUAAAUCCCCGUGUCCCUCAUAUGAUGGUGGAUGCUGUCAAACUGCUGUCAGCUAUCUGCAUUCUUGAACACCCUGAAAACCUUCAUGAGCGUGUACUGGAGUCUAUAACUGCACUGGCUGAGGAGAGGGAAAUCGAGAGAUUCCAGCCCCUGCUGUCUGGCCUGCAAAAGUCCAAUAUUGCUCUCAAGGGAGGCUGUAUGCAGCUCAUCAAUGCUCUGAUCAGCAGAGGAGAGGAGCUCGACUUCAGAAUUCACAUUCGCUCUGAGCUCAUGAGACUGGGUCUGAGGGAGCUGCUCGCUGAGGUGAGGAACAUAGAAAAUGAAGAGCUUCGUGUGCAGCUGCAGGUCUUUGAUGAACAGGCUGAGGAAGACUCCGAAGACCUGCGUUCUCGUCUCGAGGAUGUGCGCAUCGAGAUGGAUGACAUAUCAGAGGUGUUCCAGGUGCUACUGAACACCGUGAAGGAUUCAAAAGCUGAAGGCUUCUUCCUGUCCCUCAUGCAGCACCUGCUGCUGGUGCGCAAUGACUACCUGAUUAGGCCACAGUACUACAAGUUGAUAGACGAGUGUAUAGCGCAGAUCGUGCUCCACAGGAACGGCUGCGAUCCGGAUUUCAAAUGCAGAAACCUACAACUGGACAUCGAAGCACUCAUCGAUAACAUGGUGGAUAAGACAAAAGUAGAGAUCAGCGAGGCCAAGGCCACAGAGCUGGAGAAAAAGCUGGAUGCAGAGUUGACCGCACGCCAUGAGCUGCAGGUGGAGUUCAAGAAGAUGGAGAGUGAUUAUGAGCAUAAGGUCCAAGAGCUCAGUGCUGAAAAAGAAACUCUUGGAAAUGAGAAAGUGGGCAAAGAGAAAGAGAACCAGGAGCUGUGUGGAGAAAUCGGCCAACUCAAAGAAAAGGUUGAAAAACUGUCUAAGGAUCUUGAAGAAGCCAAGAGGAAAAUCGUUGCGGUACCUGUGCAAAAGCCAGGCUCAACUGCCCACACUGACCCUUCAGCACCAGCCUCAAUGCCCCACCAACCACCUCUUCCUAACCAAUCAGGCAUGCCCCCUCCACCCCCACCUCUGCCUGGCCAAGCAUGCAUGCCUCCUCCUCCACCACCCCCACCUCCACCUCUGCCUGGCCAAGCAUGCAUGCCUCCUCCUCCACCACCACCACCCAUUCCAGGGAUGAUGGGACCCCCACCACCUCCACCUCUACCUGGGCAGGCAGGUGGGAUGCCCCCUCCACCACCUCCAUUACCCGGUGCUCCUGGUAUGCCCCCACCACCGCCUCCACCCCCAGGGCUUGCAGGAAUGCCACCCCCUCCUCCAAUGCCUGGAAUGCCUCCUCCACCACCAGGAGGAUUUGGAACCUGGGCUGCUCCAGUACCACAAUUGCCAUUCGGCCUGAAGCCCAAGAAAGAGUACAAACCAGAGGUGCAGCUUAAGAGGGCCAACUGGAGUAAGAUUGCGGCUGAGGAUCUUUCAGAGGGCAGCUUCUGGGUAAAAUCGAAAGAGGACUGCUUUGAGAGUAACGAGCUUUUCUCCAGACUCACUCUGACGUUCUCCUCCCAGACCAAGACAAAGAAAGAUCAGGAUGGAGGAGAAGAUAAGGCAGCUCAGAAGAAGAAAGUGAAGGAGCUGAAAGUGCUCGACUCCAAAUCAUCCCAGAACCUCUCUAUUUUCCUGGGCUCGAACAGAUUGCCAUAUGAGGAGAUCAGAAAUGUAAUUUUGGAGGUGAAUGAGAAGGUGCUUUCAGAGAACAUGGUGCAGAGUUUGCUGAAGCUGUUGCCCGAGGAGGAGCAGCUGAAAGUGUUAUUAGAGAUGAAGGAUGAGUAUGAUGACCUUGCAGAGUCUGAACAGUUUGGAGUGGUGAUAAGCUCAGUAAAACGUCUGAAGCCACGACUCAACGCCAUCUUAUUCCGACUGCAGUUUGAAGAGCAGAUAAAUAACGUGAAGCCAGACAUUGUGGCCGUGACUGCAGCAUGCGAGGAGCUGAGGAAGAGUGAUAACUUUGCCCAGCUCCUUCAGAUCAUUCUACUUGUCGGCAACUACAUGAAUGCUGGCUCACGCAACGCCAAAGCCUUUGGCUUCAGCAUCAGCUACCUGUGCAAGCUAAGAGACACAAAGUCCGCAGAUCAGAAACAGACCCUCUUGCAUUUCCUGGCAGAUGUGUGUCAGGAGCAGCAUCCCAGCAUCAUGCACUUCCCUGAGGAGCUUAUUCACGUGGAGAAAGCCAGCAGAGUCUCGGCAGAGACACUCCAGAAAAAUCUGGAUCAGAUGGGGAAGCAGAUCAAGGAUCUGGAGAAGGACAUCGAGACUUUCCCUCCACCCCAAAAUGACAAGGAUAAAUUUGUCGAGAAAAUGACGAUUUUUGUGGGGACUGCGCGAGAGCAGUUUGAGAAGCUCCAGCUGAUGCACAGCAACAUGGAGAAGCAGUAUGAAGACCUGGGCAAAUACUAUGUGUUUGACCCUAAGAAAAUGAGCCCCGAGGAGCUCUUCGGGGACCUUAACAACUUUAAGAACAUGUUCCAGCAAGCCGUGACCGAGAAUCAGAAACGUAAGGAAGCAGAGGAAAAGAUGCGCAAGGCUAAACUUGCGAAAGAGAAAGCGGAGAAAGAGAAAGAGGAGAGACAGAAGAGAAUGAACGCCGGACACUCACUCAACAUCAAUGACGAUGGCGAUGAGACAGGUAUCAUGGAUGGCCUGUUGGAAGCACUGCAAUCAGGAGCUGCUUUCAAACGGAAGAGAGGUCCACGGCAAGCAGGAAAUCGAAGAGGAGCUGGCCAUGCAGUGACAAACAUUCUUGCCAAAGAACUGCUGCAGGAAGACCCCAAGCCUAGUCCAGCCAGAAAGAUGCGAAAGGACAGUGAGAGCAAGAAGGCAGAACCAGCGGAAGACACAGGUUCUCUGGAGGAUCUCUUGGACGAUGCCCCACUACGGUCUAAUUAGGAACUUCCUGUACUGACUCUUUGCUUGGGGGGACAUUGCUUGGGGGCCAAAUGUGAGGGUGGGGUCUCUGUCUUUUACACACACCCCUAUGUAAGCCUUGAUGGCUUACUGUUGGCCAAUUUUACUGUAGACGUGGGGCUCUGUCGGCCCAGCCCCUAAUGGGAGGUUAGAAAAUUCUACGAUCACACCUGCACUCAUCCACUGCCCUGUUUUCAUCACUUUGUUUUGUAUCUUACUUUUCUUGAAGGUAAAAUCGGAUCAACCCAAAAGAUCUGUUUAAAUAUUGACACAUUUCAGGUGAUAACUUUCAUGAUAUUACUGCACUUAAGUUUAGUUUCUUUUGACUUUUAGUUGUUUAACAGUACUUCAUAUUUACACACAAAUUCAGUUGUUUGUUGCUUUCUGGAGCCAAGUGUAAUACUAUGCAAAAUGUCCUGUAUACAGAGUGUUAAGCAUAAAGUGAAUUUCCAUUACAUUAGCAAAAAAAAAGUGCCAACUGAUAGCUUAGAAAUGUGUAUACCAGCAAACUGUUGAAUAAGAGUGUGCCUUAAGUGGAGUGGAAGCCAAACACAGACAGGCAUAUUCUCUGUGAGUUCAUGAAAGAGAGCGCGUGUGUGUGUGUGUGUGUGCACGUGUGUGCUUGUGUUAUAUUGAAAUUCAGGUACCAGGUGAGACUAUUUCUUUCCCCCCAACAGUUCUGUUGUUUUUGUCUAUGUCUUUUACAAAGCUCUAGCUACACGUCUCAUAGCUAAAUCUAGAGUAGUUUCUAAUUAUUUCACCACAAUGAUAGAAACUGGGUGUGUGUGUGUGUGUGUGUGUGUGCACACUUACACACUGCUCUGUAUAAUUACUAAACUGGAUAAACUGUCGUAAACAUCUCAUAAACAGUC
This is a messenger RNA of Hemibagrus wyckioides, 5230 nucleotides long. It is a transcript of the gene diaph1, whose product is annotated as protein diaphanous homolog 1. The record is from RefSeq and is a predicted model, not a curated record. Gene Ontology annotation, biological process: actin filament polymerization; actin cytoskeleton organization. Gene Ontology annotation, cellular component: cytoplasm; actin filament. The transcript is spliced from 27 exons. Gene Ontology annotation, molecular function: actin binding; small GTPase binding; microtubule binding. The coding region runs from base 651 to 4340 and encodes 1229 amino acids. NCBI's taxonomy places the organism in Eukaryota, Metazoa, Chordata, Actinopteri, Siluriformes, Bagridae.